AUGGGGUGUCCCCUGCUGCUGCUGCUGGCCUUGCUGACCGUGGUCACCAAAGCCAAGGUGUUCAGCCGGUGUGAGCUGGCUCGCCUGCUCCAGGAAGAGGGGCUGGAUGGCUAUGGGGGCUACAGCCUCGCCAACUGGCUCUGCAUGGCCUUUUACGAGAGCACCUUCAACACGGCAGCACAGAGCAUCAAAGCGGACGGCAGUGCCGACUAUGGCAUCUUCCAGAUCAGCAGCCAGCAGUGGUGCACCGACGACCACAGCCCCUCGGAUAACCGCUGCAGGAUGGCUUGCAGGGAUCUGCUAUCGAGUAACAUAACUGAUGACAUCAUCUGUGCCAAAAGAAUUGUGAGAAACCCACAAGGAAUGGAUGCCUGGGAGGGCUGGGCAAUGCACUGCAAGGGACGAGACCUGUCUGAGUGGGUGGAAGGAUGUGACCUGUGA
Messenger RNA from Pygoscelis adeliae (Adelie penguin), 441 nucleotides. It is a transcript of the gene LYZL2, whose product is annotated as lysozyme-like 2. The record is from RefSeq and is a predicted model, not a curated record. Bases 1 to 441 code for a protein of 146 amino acids. Lineage: Eukaryota; Metazoa; Chordata; Aves; Sphenisciformes; Spheniscidae. Gene Ontology annotation, molecular function: lysozyme activity. The transcript is spliced from 4 exons.